AUGCAGCAAACAGCGAAAAUUCUGCAAAUUAACCUGGCACGUUCUUUCGGGGCGCAAGAUCUCAUGCUCCAGAAGAUGACGGAGGACGCAUAUGAUAUAGCAGCAAUCUCGGAACCUUACAGAAUCCCAAUGGACUCAAAAUGGGUGGCUUUAUUAGAGAAUCCCCCGUUGGCGGCGCUUACUUGGCACGGUUCCAUCCCAGCAACAUCUACGGUUAUUAGAGGAAAAUAUUUCAUCUUGGUAUACUGGAAUAACACUUAUAUGGCGUCCUGCUACUUUCCUCCGAGCACAAAGACGGGUAGUUUCAAAACACUUCUUAACGACUUGGGGGAUGCAAUUUGCCCGUUCAUCCGGCAACCUUUACUCGUGCUUAGGGACUUUAACGCCUGA
Messenger RNA from Solenopsis invicta (red fire ant), 390 nucleotides. RefSeq lists its product as uncharacterized. The record is from RefSeq and is a predicted model, not a curated record. Bases 1 to 390 code for a protein of 129 amino acids. The transcript has a single exon. NCBI's taxonomy places the organism in Eukaryota, Metazoa, Arthropoda, Insecta, Hymenoptera, Formicidae.